AUGUCUGCUCGCUCUACUACCAUAACUGAUGCCAAUCUCUCCAACAUGCCGGUUGCGGUAGUCAACCUGCACAAGUUGCGAGAGAAGGUCAAGGGAUUCCCUCUCAUCCUCGUGACGGGAGGAGCCGGCUACAUUGGCUCUCACACCGUUCUGGAAAUCCUCAAAACAGAAUGCGGAGUCGUCGUCAUUGACAACCUCGUCAACAGCCACAUGGAGGCCUUGCUCCGUGUCUACCACAUCUACAAGCAUGAGAAGAUCAGACUUGGCAAGGACACCAGCAACCUCGCUCCUCUCCUCUUCUGCAACGUCGAUCUCCGAAACCGCUCUCGCGUCAUCAAUGCCUUCCAACUGUGGCAGUCUCCCAACCCCGACCUCCAAGUCCUCUCCAUGAAGCUUGAUGUCGUCGACAUUGGUGCCAAGGUUGAUGGCGCGUCAUACAAGACUCGUGAUUAUCCAUUGAACCUUAACGGACAGCCAGAUGACCUACCAGACGUGGUGCCCGAACUGCCUGGGGGUAAAAUCAUCGCCGUGGUUCACUUCGCUGCCUUGAAGGCCGUGGGAGACUCGAUGAGCCAACCGCUGCAGUACUACCAGAACAACAUCUCAGGAUUGCUGAACCUUCUGGAUGCCAUGUCCAUGACUCAGGUCACCCGCAUGGUCUUCUCUAGCAGCGCUGUCGUCUACGGAUCUGGGAAGGAGGCAAAUAUCGCAGAGGACUCUGUCCAGGUCGGCGGCAAGGGCGUCGGCUCGGGGCUCGUCACCAACCCUUACGGUCGAACCAAGUGGAUGGCAGAGGAGGUCCUGAAUGACUGCUGCAUCGCGAACCCAGAAUUCGAAGUGGUCUCGCUCCGAUACUUCAACCCCACAGGUUCUCACGCCAGUGGUCUCAUCGGAGAGGAGCCAAAGGGCACACCGAACAACAUCGUCCCUGUCAUCCUCCAGGCCUACCAAAGACGACGAAGCAGGGUGUACGUCUACGGCUCAGACUACGACACCAACGACGGCACCGGCGUUCGCGACUACAUCCACGUCGGCGAUCUCGCCAGCGGCCACCUGGCAGCCCUCCGAUCCAUGUACGUCCCCAAGCAGACCCAGAAUGGCAGGAGGGCGUCCGUGGCGUCCGCGGCCAGCCAGGAGACACCGACAAGCCCCAACAACUACAGAGUGUACAACCUGGGCACCGGCCAGGGCUACAGCGUCCUCGACAUCAUCAAGGCCUUUGCCAACGCGGCGGACUGCGAGAUCCCGUUCGCCAUCUCCGACGCACGGCCAGGGGACCUCGGCACCGUCACGGCCAGCACCGACAAGGCCGCCAGCGAGCUCGGAUGGGCCGCCGAGUUCGGCAUCCAGGACAUGUGCAGGGACGUCUACACGUUCGCCAUGGAGAACCCCCAGGGGUACGAGCGCCUGCGCAGGCUCUCGACCAUCGCCAUGCAGGAUCCCACCGCGCUGCGCAGGGCCAGCGUCGAGGCUGGGCUGUGGCACUCGCAGAACCAGGCGGCCAAGUCGCGCCAGUCUUCGGAUAGCAGCAGCGAUCUUCCAGACAUCAUUGAGGAGUUCACGCAUCUGUCGACGAACCCCGAGGCUUUUGGUAACAUGAUCCGCAAGAUGAGUGUCAUGAGCACUGAGGAUCUUUGCCCAUUGGCCGUCUAG
Molecule: messenger RNA, 1653 nt
Organism: Clonostachys solani
Lineage: Eukaryota; Fungi; Ascomycota; Sordariomycetes; Hypocreales; Bionectriaceae
Source: the annotation of a GenBank genome assembly